This is a messenger RNA of Racocetra persica, 139 nucleotides long. The record is from the annotation of a GenBank genome assembly. Lineage: Eukaryota; Fungi; Glomeromycota; Glomeromycetes; Diversisporales; Gigasporaceae.
AUUGGUGAUGAUGAGACAUAUCUGGAAGAAAUUAGGAAUAAUCAAGGUCCACUUCAGAAAACAGUGCAGUUACAAUAUACUAUAAACCUGGAGUACGAAUUCAUUCCUGAUCAAGGAAAUGGCGAAGGUGGUGAUGCUG